Anopheles aquasalis is the source of this 4799-nucleotide messenger RNA. Its product is annotated as inositol-trisphosphate 3-kinase A-like. Gene Ontology annotation, cellular component: cytoplasm; nucleus. Gene Ontology annotation, molecular function: inositol hexakisphosphate kinase activity. The record is from RefSeq and is a predicted model, not a curated record. NCBI's taxonomy places the organism in Eukaryota, Metazoa, Arthropoda, Insecta, Diptera, Culicidae. Gene Ontology annotation, biological process: phosphatidylinositol phosphate biosynthetic process; inositol phosphate biosynthetic process.
GGCGGACGUGUUUUUUGUUGCUGAUAUUAUGUGGGGCAACUAGAGUCACAAUAACUGUGACACGCACCUACCAAUAAGUGAAUUGUGCAAGUGUAUUGCGUUGAUUUGAGUAUCAUUCUCUAGUGUGGAAAUGUGUUUUAAACCGGGUUAGCGUACUUGGUAAAAGGAAAAAAUCGAUCGCAAUGCGGCAAUAGCGGUGCUAGUUUGUGCUGAUGGUUAGCAAAAAAUAUCCAAUACAUCAUACUCGUGUGGCAAAUGCAAGCCGCCACGGCUGGCAAUGAUCUUCUGCGGUGUUUACAGUGUACCAAUUACGGCUAGAAUCUCAAUGCAGUACUUGUGGUGAUAUGAAUGCAAAAAGCAUGCUGUGUGAGCGAUAAGUGCAUGGUGAUGGUUCUGUGAUCUGUGCUACUGAAUCAGCAAUGUUGUGUUACAUCCUGCCCGGCAGAAGCAAAGGAUGAGCCAGUAUUUACGAUUCAAUAACGACCGUGUUUCACUGAAUGGCGACACAGUGUUCUUGAGCAAGAAGCGAGCAGCGUGCAACUAAACCGCCGUGCAUGGCUGCAAGUUGACGCAGCUGGUCGGUGGCGUCGGUUGCGUGAAGAAAUCGAUCCAGUAUUGGGCGGAUCAUGUGGCGUGUGGAUUUAUAUGAACCGACGGCCUAACCAAACGAAAACCAUCUGUUCAUACACCCCGAACGAGAUCUCCUAUCAGCCCUCGACAAUAUAUUUAUUUCGACAAAAACCGAAUCCAGCGUGUGAUCGAAUGAGUCCACCCUCCGGCCAUUCCCUUUGGUUCCCAGAAAGUGACUAAAAGUUGAACGUAACCUGCGAUUGCCCAACAAAGACCGCUUCCUUCUACCAAAGUGCUGCAGACGCUAGACACUCGACGAGUCUAGAAGGAGAUGAGUCGGCCGGGUAUCAACCGAUCGCCGCCAGUGUGGUGAUAAGCCUGCCGAACGGUUCUCCCGUUGGGCGAUGGCCUACAGGUGGACACGACCAUUACCACCACCACCACCACCACCAUCAUCAUCAUCAUCAUCUUCAUCAUCAACAACAACAGCAGCAUCAUCACCAGCGUCACCAUCCGUGUUGGGGGACAAAUCAUCAUCGAUUGCACCGAUCAGCAGCCGCCCAGCGCAUCCACCCGACCGCCCAGCGCCGAUUGCCGACGGUGACAGGAACGGCGACGGUCUAGAGGGUGGUGUGGUGUGCGGUUUGAUAGGAAAGUUUGAAUGCACCCAACCCCCAACCACCAAUCUCACCCAUGCUGACGUCAAAGUAACAGUCAACAGUGGGCGCGAUAGUGGCAACGACGCUCACCGUCUUAUCACCGCCGACGGAACCCGCCUUUCUAGUCCCCUCGCUCACACUCGUAGUGAGGAAGGUGGUGGCAGUGGCAGUGUUGUUGGUGGUGCACCGACCGCUACUCGGUGUAUCCGAGGGGCAGUACGCACGGAAGGCGACGUAUGUUACGAAUGUUCCGAUAAGAUGGCCACAAUGGAGGAUGGUGGCAGUGCGAGCGGUUCUGCUGCUGUUGCUUGUGCUGCUGCUGCUGGUACCAACCUACUGAUGCCAUCCACCGAAUGUUCCCGUAGUACUAACGGGACCGGUCUUAAGGUUCCGAGCUUACGCAGGUUUACCAAACGUCAACGGAAAACCGUUGUCUACAGUCGGCUUUGUUUGGACGGGACGACGUGCAUGUUUGACGUGCGGAGUCCACCUUCCACGGUGGAAUCGGUCGUUCUAGUCGAGCCAGAGGCCGCCCGGAUCGGUGGUCAGUGGCGGUCGGCGGAACAGUGCGCCCCGGGGGCAGCAGCAGCAGCAGUAGCAGCAGCCGGCGGUUGGGCACGGGGACAGGCGGAAGUGAUUCGAUUUCCGUGCGUCGAGCGACUGAUCGAGCUGUACGCAAAUAUCAUCCGCGAGAAGGAGGCUGAAAUGCAAAGAUUUAUGAGCAGUAUUGUGGUGAGGGAGGGCGAUAAAAGUCGAUUAGAUAAGAGUGUGUCGUCUUCGACUUCGUCCCUGCCACCUUCGUCGUUGUUGACGACGGUGCUCAGUGGCGACAUACGCACGACCGCACCGGGGCCACCUGUGUCAGUAUCGUCGGAACCGUCGUCUUACACGGCAUCGUCUAUCAUCGACCUGUCGCAGGCCAUCACUCCACCAGCAACCGGAACUGACGGCAGUUCCGGAACCGUCGUCGCACAGCACCAUCGUCGUGAGGACAACCCGGAUAGUCCAGCCUCGGAUGAAGGUUGGCGCAGUAUCCAGCAGAGUCCUUCUGGUUCCAGCAGUGACGAAGAAGCCGAUCGUCCGAGGAUAGAGGAGAAGCAGCAGCAGCAGCAGCAGCAGCAGCAGCAACAGGAAGAAGACGGCGAAAAGGACAACAUGAAGCACCGGGAGAAGGUGACCCGUUCGGCGAGCUCCGACUCGGCCCUCGGUCUCGAUGAGGAUCUCAGCCAGCAGGAGCAGCAACACAUGAUGGCCAACGUGGGAAAGGCACGCCGCCUGACGCUCGGUGUGUCCGAUAUUCCACUCCGAUCGGCACUGCUGCCCGUACCGGAACCCUCGAUGCUACCGACAACGACCACCGACAGUUUGGCCUCACUGAGCGGUACCGCCGACCACCUGCCAACGGUAGUGCGCAGCAAAAUGAUUCUCGAGGCGCAACUCAUCGAACUGCCCGUCGAUACAGAUCAACAGCAGCACCAGAACCAACAGCAGCAACUCGGUUGCCCACCCAGUACGUCCGCAUCGCGCCGUGAAUCGGCCCAAAGCUACAUCAGCGACACGGGAGAGGGCGUCCGGUACGUUCGGACACCGUCGGUCGUUGUUUCGGACUACUCGGAUGAUACGAUGUGUGGCAUCACCCUGGAGGAGAUCGAGUACUUCCGGCGGCACCGGUUGCGCCGUGGAUCGGCCGACUGUGAGUCAGACAUCAGUGCGGCCUCUUCGUGCAGUAAUUUGAACUACUGUGGAUCAUCGAUCAGCGCACUGGAUGGUUGCGAGUAUCAGUGUGGAUUGCGGACGCCAGAGCGAAAGGUUUCGGACUGUUCGACCUGUUCCACCGUUAGCUGUGAUGAGGACGAAGGUUACUCCGUUGUUCGGGCGAAACUCGCUAACCUCAGUCCAUCGUUGGCGACGUCAUCAACAUCAUCGAACAAGGGAUCGUCGGUGGCGGUGACGGAGGUUUCCGCAGAGACCGGGCCCGCUGGUUCUCAAUCGCAAGAGACGGACGUCCGGAUUUGCAGCAAACAGCAAAAGCCUUCCGGUUGGCGUAAGCUUCGCAACAUCGUCCAGUGGACUCCGUUCUUUCAGACCUACAAAAAGCAACGGUACCCUUGGGUUCAGCUAGCCGGUCACCAGGGAAACUUUAAAGCCGGUCCCGAUCAGGGCACCGUCCUGAAGAAGCUCUGUCCCAAGGAGGAAAAGUGUUUCAAGGUUCUGAUGAAAGACGUCCUUAGGCCGUACGUUCCCGAGUACAAGGGGCAGGUGAACAGCGAAGAUGGGGAAUCUACGUACAUACAGCUGCAGGAUCUGCUCAGCGACUUCUAUCAACCAUGCGUAAUGGAUUGCAAGAUAGGCGUCAGGACAUACCUGGAGGAAGAACUAUCCAAAGCCAAAGAGAAGCCGAAAUUACGAAAGGAUAUGUAUGAAAAGAUGAUACAAAUAGAUCAAAAUGCUCCCACCGAAGACGAACACCGAGCGAAGGGUGUUACGAAACCACGGUACAUGGUCUGGCGAGAAACCAUUUCCAGUACAUCAACCCUUGGAUUUAGAAUAGAGGGAAUUAAAAAGAGCGACGGAACAAGUUCAAAGGACUUCAAAACGACCAAAUCACGCGAACAAAUAUGUGAAGCGUUCCGCGAGUUCACAGAAGAUUUUCCACACGCAAUGCCCAAGUACAUACAACGACUGAAGGCGAUUCGGGCGACACUGGAGUACUCGGAGUUUUUCAAGAGUCACGAAGUGAUCGGAAGCUCACUGCUUUUCGUACACGAUCGUCAUAAGGCGAGCGUCUGGUUGAUCGAUUUUGCGAAAACCGUUGCCCUGCCCGAGACGGUGACGAUCUCGCAUGAUAGCAAGUGGAAGGUGGGCAAUCACGAAGACGGCUACCUAAUCGGCAUCAACAACCUGAUCGAGAUCUUCAGCGAGGUACACGAUCAACAACUAGUACAGUCGGUUAGUGAUCGAAUACCGCGGCUAUCGCUACCGGAUGAUGCCAAUGGUGUGAAUGAGGUGGAUUCAAAACCCCACGGUGAACAACAAAGUGUCAUCUCUGACAGUAUAGGAGGUAGCUGUUCCUCCACACCUUCCAACCGCUGCAACGAACCGAUAUCCUGCAUAAAUAAUAACAACUACGACUGCAAGACCGAUGAUUCGCCGCACGUCAACAACAAUGUUACAGAUAGCUCAGUUCUGCAGGACCGUCUUGGGUCAAACUCGAGCUAAUCCACUGUUCAAUGUUCGAACAGCGACAUAAUUACAAACGACUGAUAUAACAAUCGUGGAGUGAGAAGCGUUAAUGAUAGUACUGCGGAAUAUACGGUGGUGAAGAAGGCAAUGCAGCAGCACGCAUCAAAAGCAAUACAUUAGUAGGUAGGAACGGAUCCUUCGCCACAUUGCAUGGGUAAUACCGUUCCCCAUUGUGGUACAAUGGUCGAAGAGGGGCGGUUGAUUAAUUUAUGAAAAAGAAACUCUACUAUAUGGUAAAUACGCUGAGAAAAAUAAGAAGCUAAGUAGUUUAUGUUGCUUUAGAGAAACGUAGUACGUUAUAUGUUAAUACACACAUCUGAUGAUGAU